AUGGAACCUGCAGUCCGGCUAAGUCUCCGUGACAGGCACUUUCAAGUCCGGGUCUUGAAGCCUAUCUUACGUGCUUACGCCUUGGGAUAUUUGUCAUCACUCACACCAAAACUCUUGACCUAUGUUCGACGACUCAGAAGCCAGGACUGGUCUGUCAAGCAAAAACUUCAGGAGCUUGCUCGUGUUCUCGCCGGGCCUCUGCGGGUCAACAGCUUUCCAACGUUCUGCGCGGCUCUCGUUGGUGGAUCAACCUUGUUCCCCGUACUGCUCUAUAGGAUCUACGCAUCGGUUGCUCAAGGUGAUAUCCAGAUCUCUCAACAGGUGAAUCGAUUGAUUCGAUUCGUCACUACCUUCCUAUCAGCAUGGAUUAGUUUCGACCUUUUGAACAAGAACCGCUCCAUCACACGACAAGAACUCAGAGCCAGGAGACUCUCACGGGGCCAGGAUGACCCCGGUGAGGAGCUAGCCGAUACCCUCGAGCGCCCACACCCUGUGUUGGUGGGCCGGACGAUGGAUCUCACCAUAUUCACCGUCACGAGAGCUGUGGACGUGAUAGCCUGCAUGGCAUGGAGCCGCUGGGCUCGCCGUCGCAAGGCUCAGAACCGUUGGACUAUCAUCGAGUCUUAUAUUCCUGGUCUAGCUGACGCAGGAGUCUUUGCAACGAGUGCAGCAGUGGUCAUGUGGGCAUGGUUUUACCUGCCGGAGAGAUUACCCCGGACCUACGAGAAAUGGAUUAGCGAGAUUGCCAAAGUGGACACAAGGCUAAUCGAGGCCCUCCGUCGCGCUCGACGCGGGACCUUCGUCUACGGAAAAGACACCGGACAAGCACCCCUCUUGGAAUCCAUGUGCAGAGACUUUGGCUGGCCCGAGAUAUGGGGCGAUCCCUCAAAGACCAUCCCCAUUCCAUGCGAAAUGGUGCACAUGGGCUGCGGCCCGAAUUGCGAGAUACAUGCGGUGUCCCGCUUUGCCCGAACCUUCAAGAUAGCUUGUGCAACCUACAUCCCACUUCAGAUCAUUCUGCGGCUGCGCAAAAUGAGGGAUCCGGCCGUAUUACGCCGGGCCAUCUCCGAGGGUGCGCAGUCAUCUGCCUUUCUUGCAACCUUUGUCAGUCUCUUCUACUACGCUGUCUGCUUGUCGCGGACACGGAUCGGGCCGAAGGUAUUCGAUGCAAAAACAGUUACGCCGCUGAUGUGGGAUUCUGGUCUCUGUGUGGGAGCGGGAUGUCUUAUGUGUGGAUGGAGUGUAUUGGUUGAGCAGGCACGGAAGAGGCAGGAGUUGGCCCUAUUUGUGGCACCGCGAGCUGCUGCCACGGUGUUGCCACGAUUGUAUGAGAAAAAGUAUCAACAUCGCGAGCACAUUGCAUUUGCAGUCAGCGCUGCGAUUCUUCUCACCUGUCUUCGGGAAAGGCCCAGCUUGGUUCGGGGUGUCUUUGGUCGUAUCACUAAUAGUGUGUUGAACUAG
Messenger RNA from Penicillium subrubescens, 1461 nucleotides. RefSeq lists its product as uncharacterized. The record is from RefSeq and is a predicted model, not a curated record. The coding region runs from base 1 to 1461 and encodes 486 amino acids. NCBI's taxonomy places the organism in Eukaryota, Fungi, Ascomycota, Eurotiomycetes, Eurotiales, Aspergillaceae. The transcript is spliced from 4 exons.